AUGUCGGCUACCGACAACCAGUGGGAAUUGUGGAUGGCCCAAGAGGGCACCGCGGGCUCUGGAAACGGCCAGGGCCCCAAUAUGGACUCGGAAUUAGCAUCGAUCGUUUCGUCGCUAUCAGCACUAUCAAAUUUGUCGGCACAUCAACAACACGGCCAACUGGGCAGUUUUCGCCGUGGCUCGCUUCACAGCAACCAUAGCAGUGAUAUCGAGUCUGAAUCUUUUUUUCGUGGUCAACAGUCUCCCACUAUAAAGCGUACAACGCUUUCUGUAGGGGAUGUCGCAUUGGGGACUGGUCCCUCCGGUGUCAAAAACCGACUAGCUAAACUGGGAAACUACUCUGUCAGUCUUGCUGGUGGUACCUCAUCACACCAGCAACCCACACAAGGUGGAUUUUUUGAGCGUUUUGGUCGCAGUCUUGCGGAAGGUACACGCGAAGUGGAAUCCAACUUGGGAGCUUCCUCAGGCAGAGGUUCUCGCAGAGAAAGUUUCAAUGCCAUGGAGUCGCUUUCCAGAGCAACAAGCAAUUCGACUUUUGCAGCAACAACUGCAGAAGGCAGAAGGCUUUCAGAUUCAUCGGACGCUCUUGAGUCCCUCAGCGAAAAUCUCCAGGUGGAAUCUGAACAGUCAAAGCUCAACUAUCGCAAUAUAUGGAAAGUUGCCGAGGCUCCCGUGUUUAGACCGCAGGGCCCCUCCGCUUCUAUGGGUGAGCCUCAUUUCCAGGCACCUCCCAUGGAUAUGUUUGGCAAUCCGAUUGGAGCUCCGAUUGGAACUCCCUAUGGUAUCCCUCCAUAUCCCAACUACUGGAAAAUGCCAAAUACAAUGGUACCACCGGUCGCUUCAUCUCCAAAUGGCGAUGCUUCCAUACCAGGUCCAGCAGAUAACAAUAACAAAAACCCAUCAAUAGGAGCGCAGUACCCACCUUACAUGUUUCCUGGAAAUUCGUACAUGUUUUUCCCUUCUGUAGUAGGUCCUCCGGCGCCCGAAUCAUUCCCGUCGUCACCAAACCCAAUGAGGCCAUCCUCGAAGACUGACCAAGCCAAGUCCCAGGGAAAUCCUUACCUGUACAAUAACAGAAACCAGAAGUCGACGAAUGGAAGUCCUGGAUCGCAGAGCUUCUCUCCAACUCCAAACCCGUCAACUAGUUCCCCGCAUCCGGGGCCUCGAGGCAAAGGUAAAAACAAUAUUAUCAGAUCUCCACUUUUAGAGGAAUUCAGGAACAGCUCCCCAGAUAAAAAGACCUACAAACUACCGGACAUCUAUGGCUCUGCGCUAGAGUUUUGCAAAGAUCAGCACGGUUCUAGAUUUAUUCAACAAGAGCUCGUGAAAGCCACAGACAUCGAGAAGGAGGUCAUCUUCAAUGAGAUUAGAGACGACGCAAUAACACUUGCUGACGACGUCUUUGGGAACUAUGUCAUUCAAAAGUAUUUUGAGUACGGACUCAAAACCCAAAGAGAUGUUCUUUUCGAGAAAUUCACGGGUAAGAUGCAAAAACUGUCUCAACAAAUGUAUGCCUGUCGCGUAAUCCAAAGAGCGUUAGAGUGCAUAGAGGAAGACCAAAAAGUCGCAUUGGUCAAUGAGUUGUCUGGCUGUGUUCUGCUUAUGAUCAAGGAUCAAAAUGGUAAUCAUGUCAUUCAAAAGGCCGUUGAGAGGAUUCCGAUGACGAAGCUGACUUUCAUUUUAGACAGCUUGCAGGGGCAGAUCUAUCAUCUGUCAACGCAUUCUUACGGAUGUCGAGUUGUUCAAAGGCUUUUGGAAUACGGCUCAGCGGAAGACCAAGACUUAAUCUUGAAUGACCUUGAUGCAUUUAUUCCUUUUCUGAUACAAGAUCAGUACGGCAACUACGUCAUACAACACGUAUUACAACAUGGCUCCGCCGACCAAAACACACAUAUUGGGAAAACAAAGCAGUCUAUCGUUGAUGCUGUUUCCAAAAAUGUCGUGGAGUACUCGAAACACAAGUUUGCCUCAAACGUUGUGGAGAAGACAAUGCUUUUCGGUUCCGCUACUCAGAAGAAGCAGUUUUUGGAUCAAGUUUUACCUAGGGACGAAGAGCACGCUACCCAUUUAGAAGAUAAUGCACCCUUAAUACUCAUGAUGCGCGACCAGUAUGCCAACUACGUGGUGCAGAAGCUCGUGGGCGUAACCCAGGGCUCGGAUAAGAAGCUUGCGGUUAUGGCCAUUCGGGCUUAUCUAGAUACGCUCAACAAGGCAAACGCUCUGGGCAACCGGCACCUCGCUUCCGUCGAGAAACUCGCUUCUAUUAUCCAGAAUGUGCAAGUGUAA
Molecule: messenger RNA, 2286 nt
Organism: Lachancea lanzarotensis
Lineage: Eukaryota; Fungi; Ascomycota; Saccharomycetes; Saccharomycetales; Saccharomycetaceae
Gene: PUF3
Product: LALA0S06e03004g1_1
Exons: 1
Coding region: 1-2286 (761 amino acids)
Biological process (GO): nuclear-transcribed mRNA catabolic process, deadenylation-dependent decay
Cellular component (GO): cytoplasm
Molecular function (GO): mRNA 3'-UTR binding
Source: RefSeq, a predicted model, not a curated record